CUGAUGCUUAAAUCGCUUGAAUGACAUCUGAUUCCUUGAACAAACUGAACACUGAUAUACGUAAAGAGAAGAUCGAGUGCACAGUGCAUAUUGAGGCCUCCGCCGUGGAGAUUGAGGAGCGGGGGGUGAAGCUGCGGCGCACCGUGGUGGUCACACCCGGGUCCGGAGAUAACAUCAACAGCCAAGACUGCCUCGAGCCCAUGGAUGUGCAGAUCAUGAAGGCCCUUCACAACAAGGUCGGCCUGGUCCCAGUCAUCACCAAGGCCGACACCCUAACACUGAGGGAGCCUGAGACUCAAGCGCAAGGGCAUAUCGACCGAGGCGCUCACAUCACUCUGCGGCUCUGUCUCUGUCAC
Molecule: messenger RNA, 356 nt
Organism: Megalops cyprinoides (Indo-Pacific tarpon)
Lineage: Eukaryota; Metazoa; Chordata; Actinopteri; Elopiformes; Megalopidae
Product: septin-2-like
Exons: 4
Biological process (GO): cytoskeleton-dependent cytokinesis; regulation of exocytosis
Cellular component (GO): synaptic vesicle; septin complex; septin ring
Molecular function (GO): GTP binding; molecular adaptor activity; GTPase activity
Source: RefSeq, a predicted model, not a curated record